Messenger RNA from Seriola aureovittata, 11918 nucleotides. It is a transcript of the gene xkr6a, whose product is annotated as XK, Kell blood group complex subunit-related family, member 6a. Gene Ontology annotation, cellular component: plasma membrane. The record is from RefSeq and is a predicted model, not a curated record. Lineage: Eukaryota; Metazoa; Chordata; Actinopteri; Carangiformes; Carangidae. Gene Ontology annotation, biological process: apoptotic process involved in development; engulfment of apoptotic cell; phosphatidylserine exposure on apoptotic cell surface. The transcript is spliced from 4 exons. Bases 1684 to 3387 code for a protein of 567 amino acids.
CUAAAUUAUACAGAAGCAAUGUAUAGAAAUCCCAUUUAAAAAUAUAUAUUUAUAGAAGAUAAAAAGCAUUUUCUCACUCUCUCUCUAUCAUUCUUUCCAUUCCUCUGCUAGUUCCUUCAUCCAUUCUUCCCUUCUCAGUUUUGGGAAUUGCUUCCCUCUUCCAGCAUUUGAAUCCAAUAAUUUUCCUUCAUUUUUUCCUUCCCACGACUUUCAUCAUUCUCCCCUCAAAAAUAUUUAACUCAUGACUUCCUUUUCCUUAAAACUCGUAAACCUGCCCCAUGUUUCUUCUUUCCUUUUUCAAUUCAGUCAGUAAAUCCAUUUUUCUUCUUUCACCUUUUUGAAGCUCAAAAAUGUGGGGUUUUUCCCUUUUUUUUCUGACACGCCUUUUUCAUCCUUCCAACAAUUCCUAAAUCUUCCGCUCAUCCCCUCUCCUGUCAAUCUUUUCAUCCUUUUGAACUGCUUCAGCCUGAAUCAUCUUUUCUAUCUUUGUCUCUCUGCACACACACACACACACACUCCCUCCUCGAAUUCCUAAAUCCAUCCCUCUUCCUCUAUCUGCCCCUCAGCUUCCCACUCCCUUUAGUUCCUCCAUCCCAGUUUCUCACAUCCCUAAAUCUUCGCCUCUCUAGCAGGGAUCACACACUCACACACAGACACACUCACACACAUAUGUUAUGGCUGAUUAGGCUGGCAGAACCACAGGGCAGUCAGCCCAUUGGAGGAGAUGAUGGAGGGAUGAAUGGAGAGUGUGAGGGAGAAAAGAAGGAGAGGAGUGAAGGAGGUGGAUACUGAGAGAGAGAGGAUGGAUGGAAGAAAGAAUGAUGAUUGAUGGAUAGGAGAAUGGCAGAAGGUGGCAAUCUAAUUUUUUCCUCCUUUUUCUAGAUGAAGAAAACUGGCUGUUUUCAUUAGAAAACAAUCACCCUGCUCCUAUACAGCGCAGUGGACGAUUGCACGAUUGCACGACCCCUAUACUUUGCUACGCGUGCUCGCGCGCGCGCGGCUGCGUGCAGAUGUGAAUAGGGGGUUGAAGUCGUUAUCCGGCAGAGGGCGGAGUGAGAGAGUGCGAGAGAGAAAGUGAGGAGUGGGGAAGCAGAAGCUGCAGAGGGCUGGAGCUGCGGAAAGGAGCGGAGCGGAGAUGGGCUGCAGCGGAUGCCGGGCGGGCCUACGUGCAGCCUGAGUGCGGGUAUGAGAGGCGGGAGUCGGGGGUCCUCCGGUUGACUGAACAGGAAGGUUUAUAUCAGAACGAGUCUGACAGAAUAGUCUGGUGUCCGGUGCGCGCCCACAUACACACACAUCCGCACACACUCAGGCACACGUCUUAAGAACAGCGGGAGAUGCAUUACGUCAUAGCCUCCCGUCGCCCUAGAUGACCGCGCGCGCAGGACGGGAUGAUGCAGGGCUGCUGGACUAGAACGGGAACGGAUUCCGCUGCUGCUGCUGCUCGCGAGCGCCCGGUGGCGGUGUCUCGACCUGACGAGGAAGAAGGGGAGCCGCCGUCGCGCGGCCGCCGGCUCUGAUGGCUCCUCGCGCCCCGGGCGGGAAAGAGACACAGCAGUCGCCGCGGCGCGAGAGGGAAGGGGGCAGCAGGUAUCUGGGAAGUGACGUGGUAUCCGCGCCCCGCGAGAAAGCAUCACGGUGCGGUUGUCGUGCUUUUCGCAGGAGGGCAGGAGCGGGAAGGGGAACAUGGCCGCGCAGUCGGACGGCAAAGCCGGGGUCGGGUGCGGCGGCGGUGGUUUCGCCCAGCUGUAUGAUGUUGACGCCGAGGAGCCACUGGACUCUGCUGCGAUCCACAUCUGUCAGUGCUGCCGCUCCUCCGCCUGCUACUGGGGCUGCCGCUCAGCCUGCCUCGGCUCUCUGCUCGGUGGGGGCCAGCCUGCCGGAGGGGUCGGCAUCCGGGAGACUCACUGUCCGCCCCGUGAGCAGCUGUGGCUGGACUGCCUCUGGAUCGUCCUCGCCCUCCUCGUCUUCUUCUGGGACGUUGGCACGGACCUUUGCUUGGCUGUGGACUACUACCAGAGGCAGGACUACCUCUGGUUCGGCCUCACUCUCUUCUUCGUGCUGGUACCGUCGGUGCUAGUCCAGAUUCUGAGUUUCCGCUGGUUCGUGCAGGACUACACCGGCGGGGGGCUCGGGGAGGUGGAGGGGCUGACCAAGCGGGGAGCGGUGGCUCUGGGGUGCCUGUACCCCGGCAGGGACCGCCUGCAGCUGGCCACCAUCUGGCUGUGGCAGGCCACCAUACACAUCCUCCAGCUGGGACAAGUGUGGAGGUACAUCAGAACGCUGUAUCUGGGCGUCAUGUCGCGGCGGCAGAAGGAGCACCAGCGACGCUGGUACUGGGCCAUGAUGUUUGAGUACGCAGACGUCAACAUGCUGCGGCUGCUGGAGACCUUCCUGGAGUCUGCACCUCAGCUGGUCCUGCAGCUCUGCAUCAUGAUCCAGGAGAACCGCGCCGAGACGCUGCAGUGCAUCUCCUCCCUGGCCUCCCUCCUGUCUCUCGCCUGGGUUCUGGCCUCCUACCACAAACUCCUGAGGGAUUCUCGUGACGACCAGCGCAGCAUGAGCUACCGCGGGGCGCUGCUGCACCUCUUCUGGCGCCUCUUCACCAUCUCGUCUCGUGUCCUCUCGCUCGCCCUCUUCGCCUCCCUCUUCCACAUCUACUUUGGCAUCUUCGUGGUGAUUCACUGGUGCGCCAUGGCCUUCUGGGUGGUGCACGGAGGCACCGACUUCUGCAUGUCCAAAUGGGAGGAGGUGCUCUUCAACAUGGUGGUUGGUAUCGUCUACAUCUUCUGCUGGUUUAACGUGAAGGAGGGCCGGACGCGGUACAGAAUGGUGACCUACUACAUCGUGGUGUUGGCUGAGAACACAAUCCUCACUGGGCUGUGGUAUGCCUACAGGGACCCAGUGUUGACCGACUCCUACGCCGUCCCAGCACUGUGCAGUGUCUACCUGACGUUCGCCGGGGGCGUCCUGGUCAUGCUGCUGUACUACGGCUUCCUGCACCCUGCCACCGCCCACCUCCAGCCGAGCCCCGCCUCGUCCUGCUGCGCCCAGCUGCUCUGGGGUCUCCCCCUACCCCCGUCCGCCCCGCCGACCGCCCCGCCCACCCCAGCUCACAUGAGCAAGUCAAUGACGGAAGAGGAUGUGGCCGAGACGUGUCUUCCGGUCUUCCAGGUGAGGUCUGCGCCCCCCACCACCAAGCCUGAGGGCCCGCUUAUAAAGAUCGACAUGCCCAGGAAGCGUUACCCGGCAUGGGACGCCCACUACGUAGACAGGCGACUGCGGAGGACUAUAAAUAUCCUGCAGUACAUAACGCCAGCCGCCGUGGGCAUCCGCUACCGUGAUGGACCCCUACUGUAUGAACUGUUGCAGUACGAGUCCUCACUCUGACACACACACACACACACAAACACACACACACACACACACACACACACACACACACACACACACACACACACACACACACAUCAGUACACAUAAGCACAUGUGCCACCAUUAAAAAAUAAAAAAAUAGUAUCUAUCCAUGGAUGUUCAGAUUUAGAGAAGAUUUAGAAACACAUCCACACACACACAACGUCGCACUUGGUAUAAGCACACAUACAAAAGCAAUCUGUCACACUUAAAUGCACACACGGCCACAAGCACACACACUCACAAGCACACACGCACGCACAUUCCUUGCGGGUACCUGCGACCUGCGAGUCCCAUGGCCAUGACUCAACAAGCUGCUUCAGCGCGAGUCCAUCUCUCUCUCUCUCUUUAUCCCUCCGUCUCUCUAUCUCCAACUCCUCUACUCGCUCUUCAUCUGGUCUCACUUCUUUUCUUUCACACGCCCGUGCUCCGCUGUGAAGAAAAAACAAACAAACAAAUAAAAAAUAAAAAAAACCUGAUAAUUGAGCGCAGUUCGACCACCGCAUGCUGUUUACGUUGUGUCGCUCACACACGGGUUUCAGUAGAAUAAAAAGAUGUGACAAAGAAAGACCAAACGUCACUUUUAAUAAAAGGAGUUUGUGAACAUGUUGUCGUUAGUGUAGUCAAAAGGUAGUGUAUAUAUUUUGUAUGUACAGAGGGGAUGUUUUUUAUGUACCGUUAAGUUGUUGCCGACUGGGGACAAAGCAGCUGGACGCAUCGGUUUUUGAGGUUGGUUGACGAGGUUAGCAGGAGGAGUAGCAGAGCAUGAUGGGAAAGAUGGAGACAGAGAGGGUUAUUAGCAUCUGAUGCACGAUCAAUUAAAAACUUCAAUCAAAGCUACGAUUAGCUCUUAAAGGAAUAGUUUGACAUUUUGUUGCUGUCUCUAUGCUAACUAUGAAGCUAAGUAGCUCAGUUUAGCAUAAAAAGUUAAAGAAGGGAAACAGCUAGCACGGCUAUGUUUGAAGUUAAAGAAAUCUCCCUACCAGAACAUUUAAAGCUCAUUAAUUAACAUACUGCAUCUGGUGUGUUAAAUCUGUAAAUAUACAGUAAUAUAUAAAUGACAAGCUGUGGGUUUAUGGGGAGUGUCAUGCUGUGACUAUGUCUUGGCAAGCUACACUGACUCCCUGGAGUCUCUGCCGACCAAGAAAUAGCUACAGUAAAUAGCCACAAAUUUAGAGGCACUGGUAGGCGGGUUUUUACACAUUGAGCUACAGCCAGGUUAGCUGUUACCCCCUGCUUUCCGUCGUUAUGCUAAUCUGUGCUAAUUGUCUUCCUGCUGUAGCUUCAUACUUAGGAAACCGACAAAGGUGUGGUGACAGUGUUCUCAUCUAACUCUCAGCCAGAAAGCUAAUUAGCACGUUUCCCACAAGCUAUUGCGUAGAGGAUGCUAACACUUAGGCAUACACCGUGUUAAGCGACCAUUAGCAACAUCAGCGCUAAAUUGAGAUAAAAAUGACAAGUAUUAAUAGCUCAAAAUAAGACACUAGGUCACAUACAUAAAAAAAAAAUCUUUUCAUCAACACUUACUCAACACCUUGUAUGCUAAGGUGUUAGCAUUGGAGAUAUACUGAUUUGUCAAUGUGCCCAUCUCCCCAAAACUUACCCCACAGAUGUACCCAAACGUCUGAAGUAUUUAAAGUAGGCUAUUACACUUUAUAACACCCUUAAAAGCAAACAAGAUGUUACAGUAAAACCAACAGUAUAAAAGAUUUUACAGUGCCUACAGGAAGAGACAGACAGAAAGCAGAAGAUGCCUAUCACACUGUUGGGGUCAAACAGUUGUUCUCCAUCAUUUCCUGUUAUGCUUAGAGGCGUCGUGGGAGGUUAAAUUUUCUUUACUUAUUCCAUCAACAGUUGUUAAUGUUUAAAAAAAAAACCCAGUGGUGUCGGUUCACCUGGUUAGACAACAACAACAAAAAAAAAAAGAAGAGAAAUCGCCUCCAAAUAAUCAACAGAAAGAGCAAAUGCAGGACUAAUUAUUUUUGAUCUCUGUCUACUACAUUUUUCCGUGUGUGAUGUCUGAAUCAUGUCAGUCCCACGCUAACAGGGUGCUGCCAAUGAAACUGAUAUAAAACAGUUUUAUACUUCAAUCGUCACAACACUCCCGAUGACUUGUCUUCUCCUGUGCUGUGUCCAGUAUCAACUCCUCCAAAGCCACCCACGGCUGAGCUGUGAUGUAUGGCUCAUUAUUUAUUUUUUUGUUUGUUUAUCCCUCUAAUCCAAGCUGUUACAUUGGCAGGCGACAACAAAUGAGCCGAGAUAUCAGUCAUCAGCUCGUCAACAGGAAUGCUGCCCCUGAAAUCUCGCACCGUUAAUGGGGCCGCCCUCGACACCACGUGGUGGCGAGUAAAAACAAGCGUUUGGAAAGGCGGUGAAAGAGCUUGUGCCAACGCUCCACACCUUUUCUCCAGUCUCAUGUCAGCGGUAGAGCAGGUGAAACCCGGCCAUGAGCCAUUUCAGAUGGUGCAGUUAGUAAAGACGAACACAAAAACACACACAUGCUUCUUAUCGCUGCUGUCCAAGAGGAUCGAGCAGGUGAAAGAGAAGGAAUUCAAGAGUGAAUAAAUAGUGUUAACAGGGGUACUUUGACAUAUUUUUGGAGUCUCUUCUUUUAUUCUCGUCCAGAUGGGUCAAAUUGUCGACACAUUUAUCUGUUAGCGGACGCCAAGUUGACAGCAGGCUUAUAAUAACUUGAUUGGUCAACUGACAGAAACCAAUUAAAGUGAUUAUAUCAUAAAUCAAACUCUCAAGUAUGAGGACUUUCUGACUUUGAAGGAGCAGUUAGACAAAAUACACAAUUUUAAGAUCUCACCUUUAAAUUGUGAUCUGGAAUUGUACUGGGCAUUUUUCUCCUUUGGUUCCCAAAGCUUUUGGCAGGUGACCCCUUGAUAUGGAGCAGCUUCUCCUUGCGACACCUGCUGAGAUAAAAAUUAUUCAGUAAUUGAGAAGAAUAAAAGAACAUUUUCUGCUUUCCAAUCCUGAUAAUCAACUUGUGACCCCUAAGAUUUACCUGAUGACCCUUAGUGGUGGUCCAGAUCCCCAGUUUGGGAACCACCACUAUAGACUUAACAGUUAAAAUAAGAAAUGACAACAGAUUAGCUGAUAAUAAACUUAAUCAUCAUUUUUCAUCACAAUGUGUCAAAUAAAAAAUAAAAAAAAAAGAUCGACACCUAAAAUGUUGAAGUAUCCUUUUAAGUUUGAACAAUGUGAACCAGGAGCAAGCUUACAUUACUUUUCCGUGGUGCUAGUUGAUUUAAAAAAAAAAAAAAAAAAAGUUAAAUCACUUCAUUUGCUGCAACAGGCAAAUUCAGUAGGUGCAAACGCGCAACAGAAGCAGCAGCAUCGUUGUUCAUAUGGUGCAGCACACUCAAGCUAUAGAGUCAAUUGGCUGCUAAUCCCACUUCAUAUGGUGCAAAAAUCAAACACACAUGUACUUAUGGUGCAAUAAGGGCAGAUUGUCUCUUUGAAUUCUAUGGUGCAACUUGAGUACUGCCUUCAGUUAUCAGCCAAGGCUGUGCCAAAGGCUCCGUCCAAACGGACAACUGCUCUUCCUGCAGAUGCUAUGCAAGUCUCCGAUGCAGGGAGAUGUGCUUAGUGUACAUGCUCACAACACACACACACAUACAUACAUACACACACACACAUACACACACACAGGGUUUUUCUUCUGCAGCAGGGAGAUAUGCUUAGUACACACAUGCAGACACACAGUCAAAAGUAGUAUAACAACAUGGGAUGUGUCCCUACCUCACCGCUUGAACACACACACACAAACACACUCACACACUAAUGUCCAAUAAUCCCUUACCCCUUUAUAAUUUGGGAACAAUAUUCAUAUGGUGCUAUUGAGUAAAGCUGGGUGGUUUUUGUAUAGUUGUGGUUACAGUGGUGUGAAGAAUUUAGCCAAAUAUGUUUAGAAAUCACGUUCAGAUUGAUUGAAUAACGACAUUCAAUCAAUCUGACUCCUCACACAGAGAGUGUACAUAAAAACAGCAACACCUUCUGUCUUUGUCAAACUGAGUGACACAUAAAAAGCAACAAUGCCUUAACCACUCGACAGAAGUGGAGGUGGAUUUUUUUUUUUUUUUAAAGAUAUCUGAGUCAUGGUUAUGAGCAAAAACAAAACAAAACAAACAACAAAAAAAAAAAACAUUUGGAAGGUGGUGCUUCUUUUUUGGUACACUCUAAUCUGGACGUGCACUGUACAUUAAGUGUGGGUUCAGCGUGUCAGAGCACAGAAAUCAAAGGGAAAACAGCAUACUAUGUUAGCACGUUGUCUGAAAAAAAAACAAAUAUGUGCCAUUUAGAGAACACAGUCAAGCAUUUUGUGUUAGUUUCACAGCUCGUGCUCGUGAAUUUCUUGCAUGAAUGUUCUAGAGUUGUGGACACACGUGCUCCGGGGAACAUAAAAGGUUACUACGGAGAUGUAAAGGUUUGAAGAGUCACAGUUUCCUACGUGCUUCUGGGUUGUUAAAGGGAGAUCUAUGUUGAGCUGUCCCACUAGCUUUCCCCCAGCACUGACCUCUGACCUUUUUCACCCAAACCCACAGCCCCUUUGCACCCAGAGCUCCAGCCAAUCAGAGAUCAGGUUUAACACAUCCAAAUCAGGUCUGACACAACCAAAAAGUAACAGUUCUUUCUCUAUAAGCAUUCAUGUGUGGCAUUCAGACUCGACUGUGGCGUCAUAAUCAAACUGCAGGUAUCAUAUCUUGGUUUUAUUUUAAUUAUUAUUAUUACCCAGUAGUGAAAAAUCCAUAGAUCCACACCCAGUCUACAGUUGAGUCUGCACGCUACAAAUGAAAAUCUUUUUUCCUUCACCCAAAAAAACCAGAGCCUUAGCCCGGCCCACUCUGUAGGAAACUCAAAUACAGGCAGUAUUAUUGUAUGGCUACACAUCCACAGCUAUGCAAGUUUGCAGGCAGAAAAGUUCUGGGCUUGGAAAAAAAUCAAAAAAAAAAAAAUCACUGUACUCAUGUAUUGCUUGAUUUUAUCAUUAUUUUUUGCCUUUUUGUGUUAGUUUACAAUGACAAGGUGCAGAAAGCAGAAAACAUAAAGUGUUAAUGUGCAACAAUGCAAACGUGAUGUACCAUUUGUUUACAUUUUUCAAAACUUUUUGCAUUUGUUUGUGAUGAUUUGUAAUUUUUAUGCACUUAAUUUUACGUUUUUCUCGAUCACAUUUAUCUGUUGAUAGGUAAAAGUAUUAUUAGUCUGGCGUGGAAAAAAAAAACAGUGUAAUGCACCUUUAUCUUGGGAAUUACCACAAUGGAUGCAACCUCCCGACUGAGGAAUGUGCAUCUGAUUGUGAAAAUCAAAACCAGAAACUUUUUGUUCUUUUUUUUUCUUUGGAAAAACACAUAAAUGUUCCACUAUCAGGGUCUGCAAAGCAUAUGAGGCCUGUGGUUAGGCUGUGUGUGUAUGUGUGUGUGAGCAUGUGUGAUGUGUGUAUGUGCGAGUGCAAGCUACCGUAUGUGUCAGUAAUGCUUCAUAUGCUUUUUUAGCCAAAGUUUUACUUGCUUGGUCCAGAGCUGUGAAAGUAUCAUUACUCAUUGUGGUUUUUGUAGAACUCCAGGCCAGACGCUAAGCUGUUUCUGAUCUCAGACCAGUUUCUACCAGAUUUGAGUUCAACUACAAUUGAAAUCCUUUCCUUUACGAACUGAGAGGUUCAGUUGUUUUGGCACAAAUACACAAAUUCUAUCAUAGAAAAUGAUUCGGAAGGAUGUCAGUGGUUUGACUCAGGUCUGGAUACUAUAAGCACAGGGCAGGGUCAAACUAAACUUUAACGUGGAUGUACCUAUAAGAUGUACCAUGAGUUUUUAUUUUGUCAAGGUCAUGCUUUUCUACUAUGUUCUUCAGCUUGGAAAAAAAAAGUAGCUCUAGAGAUUUCGAUGUGCUAAAGUAGCUUUUAAUUUCGGUGGUUGGCAUUUUGAUUGUAAAUACCUUUUUCUGGUAAUCCUCCUCAGUUGGAUCUAUGUUCGAUGAGUUCGCUUAGAUGGCUCUUUCAAAUGUACUGAUAGUAAAUGUUCUUUAUAAAUAUCCAGAAUGUAAGAUGACAGAAGAAAAAUACGGCUUGACUGGAAACUGUGUUUUCGUAGGAGUCUGUGCCAUCGUGUUGUCUUGAGUAUAAGCACACUGAUAUUAGAUCUGUAGGCAGGGUGAAGUUUUUGGAGGUGAUCUGCCAGACAGCCAUAAUCCACCUGUGGUUCUGUUUUCUGAAAAAAAAAAGAAGAAAAGUAAAAAUAGAUGAUUAAUGGAUUCAGAUUCAGUUAACAGGUACCUCACAUUCCUGCUAAAAACGAAUCAUUUGUAGUUGCACUGUAAAGAAAUAACAUGUCAAGCAAUGAUUGAUAAAAAAAAAAAAAAAAAAAAGGAUUUUUACAAUUUUAACCCUGUAUAUUCUGUGUUAAACGUUUGUUUAUUAAUCCAAGUGAAAAAAAAUGCCAUUGGCAAGAGAUAAGUGCCCAAGAAUUAAUGUUUACCUAUGUCUGUUACGUUUAGCUUAAAGAAGCAGAGGUUAAAGCUAGCGAGCUAGCUAGGUAGCUUUGUCGGGUCAAGAAAUUGUAUUUUCAGUACAUUUAAAUUCCCAAAAAACUUGUGGUUUUACAUUUCUGUUUAUGUAUGGAUUGAACAAACACGAAAAAACAUUAAUAAGUCAUAUUUAGAGUUUGUGGUAGGCGGACUUUAUUUUUAUUUUGGUCAGAGCCAGGCUAGCAGUUGUCAUUAGCAUUAGCUUAGAGUAAAGACCGGAAACGGGGGGUAAACAGCCAGUCUCUCUGACCAAAGUUUAAAAAUAACCACCUACCAGCAUUUCUGAAACCCCCAAACUAACAUGUUAUAUGUCAUUAGUGACACCCGUUAUAAAAUAGAGGAGCUAGGCUAGCUAUUUUCCAUGGCGUCCAAGCUAAGCUAUGCUAACCUUUUCCUGGCUGCUUCAUAUUUCGUAUCAGUUUUCUAAACACUUGGCGGGAAAGUGAAUACAUAUAUUUAACAAAAUGUCUAACUAAUAUAGGAAAAAGGCAAUUCAAGAUUCAUAAAUUAAUUAAAAUGGGUAUUUUGAUGUCUAAAUAUGAUUGAGUAGCUCGAUAAGAUAGUCUAGCUACUUGCUAAUGAACACUUCAACAUAUUAUAAGCACAUAUUUCAAACUGAAGGGUAAAAAAAUGAUUAUUGAGGAACAAAACGAGUCACCUACAGUUUUUGUCUUGGUGAGAGAAGUGGCUGUCUGGCUAACAUCUCCCGACUUCACUGUAGAAAUGAUGGCUGUUGUCAUCAACCGUGUUUAAGCCACAUCCGGCGUCAGCUCAUAAUAAAGAAAUUAAAAAAAACACCAUUCGAGGAAAUCUUCCGGUCUUCGGAGGAAUUCCCGAAUUCACACCGAAUGUUUCCGAACAACAACAACAAACACGAGAGAAACGAGAAGACACGUGCUGUUAUCUCCGGUUUGUCUGUGUAUUCUGUGUCUACGAUAGUGUAAAAGCAUUCUGGGGAAGAGUUGAAUGAUAUUUUCAAUGGCUCUAGGUGGCCAGCGUUAGGAAAUAUGUUAUUUUUGUUACAAUACCUCCUGAAAAAUAAAGUCUAUUUAUCUGUGAAGAGACAAAGAUUUACAAUAAUACAGAUGACUACAUAGAAAAUUAUGACAGAUUUUAAAUGAUGUAAAACAGAUAUAAAUGAAAACAUGUACAGUUCAUUUGGUUUUGAACAUGAUACAGAAAUGUAUAUGCGUCAGUAUUGAGUUUGAUUUUAUAUAUUUACCAUUUUAUUACAUUGUAACGUUGUGACUGCGAUGGAGAAAACAAAACAAACAAAAAAAAAAAUAUAAAGGAAUAUAAAUUAAUUUUUCCAAAUGUGUGUCGCUCUUCCUUUCCAUUUCAGGUGUUUUUACAUUCCUUUGAAUAACAACGUAAAAUGUAUGAUUUUUCAUUAUAUUUAUUCUUGUUGAAAAUCUCUGUACAGGCCAGACAGGAACUGCAAUGUACAAAAAGCUUCUUCUUUUUUUUUUUUUUUUACACCUUUCAAAACUGGAAAACAGAAAAUUUAAAGAACAAACAAAUUAUAAAUAUUAGGAUGAGACCACCCUUUCGAGAAUAGUAGCCUCUAUGCUGUGUUUUCCAUCAGAUUUGUCACUCGCUUUAUGGCACAAAACUUUCCAGUUUUUUUCACUGCUCUCACCUGAAGCAAUUAUGUUCAAGGCAAAUGGUUUUAAUGUUUUGAAUUUUGACAAAUACCGACAAUGCCAAUUAGAAGGAGUCCAGGGUCCAUCGUUUGUUUAUGGUGAUUAUAUGAAGUAAUUGAUGUUUAAAAAAUUGCUACAGGUAGAACCAAGAAUAUAACAAUAUAUUUCCUCUUUUCUGGUUUCAGCAGAAAGAGGCACAGACAUGAACGGUGUUUACGUAUCACUAGAUAUAUGGUUGAAGAAGCCUGUGAUAUCCUGUAGUGUGGCUAUUGUCCACAAAUCCAAUUAAAAGACCAAAACCAACAAUGUGUGUAGUCUCUUAGCUCAACAUCUAUUGGU